AUAUAUAUUGUAAAAAUUACCCAAAUUAUUCCAUUCCAAAUCUGUUUUAACCAUUGCGUACACUUAAGGACAACUAAAUGUGGCUCUUUCAGUUGUUUGUCCUGGUGUUUGGAGAAAUCCCACGAGGCCUCUGUUGCAAGUCAAAUCAGUACAGUAAUCAUCCCAAACUUCAACUAAAAAUAAAUUAAUUUUAUUGUCCAUUUAAACUUUCAUAUGAUCUGCUUUAUAGUUAAACAUUUCACUGAAUAAUUAGCAUUAAAGUGAUUGUCUUGUUCAAUAUUUUAAAAACAUAAUAUGUAAUACUUGUGACUGUUACAUUAAGCACGCAAAUGCACUCACAAAAACACACCUAAUUAAUCACUGUGGGUUUUGAUAAUAUUCAAGAACUUAAAUGUUCAUCUCCUUAAAAGAAGUACCUUUCAAAAAAGAUCUUAAAUAGCAGGUCUUGUUCACAAAGUCCCUUGACUUUGCACUGUACCCUUUUCUGAUUUAUUGGCUUAUUAUAAUCAAUUUCUUCAAUUAUCUCUGAAGAUUGCCACUAUAUGGAGUCAUAUGCCUUAGCUUCCCAAUUCUGUGCUCUCUUUGCCACUGGACUUUUUUUCCCCCCUCUUCCUCUCCUUACCCAAAAUAAACACCAAAUCAUGUUUGGGAAAGCUUCUUGAGCUGUGACUUUGCUUUAUUUCCAUUGUUAGGCUUCUGGAACUAAGUUCUUAGCUGAAUUCAGGAUGUAUUCCUGCAAUUUAGCAUUUCUUGCUAUUGAAUUUUUCUUUAAAUUGAUUAACAGAUGUCAGUGUCACUUUAGUUCCCUUCCUCUUAAAUGGAAAACAUUUUGAAAAGAUAGUCUUUUGUUGCUGAUGGUCUAUUUUUGAGCAACCAACAAUUUUUUACUUCCACCCUGUUCCUUUACAAACGUGAAAUAGCUUUUUUUUGCUAUUUGUUGUAGGCUUGAAGAUAUUAUGAAGCAGUUUUCAAAUUGCUCAGCACUCUCCCUUAUGCUGGUGGUAGGGUGCUAUAUGCCGUGCAGUGGUACUUCUCCAGCAGUACGGGCAUGCUGCGGGAGAGGGACAUGUUGCUUAUUUCACAGUGAAAGUGUGAAGGUACUGCUGCAUUUUUUAGAAACCACACUUCCCCUACCACUAGUGAAUGACACCCGCUUUGAAUCCAAAAAAUCACUUAAGUGUUACUGAAAAACAUAUCUGAGAAACAAUGUGAAAUACUAAAUAAGUAUAACUAAGAAUUUCAGACUUUGCUCUCUAGUUUUGAGAGAUUGUGGGUAAUUAGUGAAAGGACUUUCUUGUAGAGAAAAGACUUAAUUGCAGACUUUAGGCUUAGGCUAUUUUAUUUUGCCUUGCUGACUGGUUUAUUCCAGCCUCCUUACUUGCUUUUCAGGGGGUUACACUCUGGGUUUUUGAGGAACUUCUUCGGUAAAUUACAGAUUAACUAGAUAGACAAGGUGGGUGAAGUGUAUAUAUCUUUGUGUUUCUCACCAACCAAAGUUGGCCUAUUAAAAUAUAAUACCUCAUCCACCUUGUCUCUGUAAUAUCCUGGGACCAACACUGCUACAACUCUGCAUGCAACAUAGAUUAACUAGCUUGCAUCUGUGAGAAAAUGUACAUAUUCUAGCCAGGCUGUCUAUUUUGUACCUGUGGUACCUCAGUUUUGGAUUUGGAAUCUUCAAGUGAUAUUUGUUUUUUGUAAAAUUGUAAGGCUGUUUUUGAGUACCUUCACUCUUGCAGUUUCAGCUGGUGCCGUCCUGCUUCUACCUUUUUCAAUAAUCAGCAAUGAGAUCCUGCUUUCUUUUCCACAAAACUACUAUAUUCAGUGGUUAAAUGGCUCUCUAAUUCAUGGUCUGUGGAAUCUUGCUUCCCUUUUUUCCAAUCUUUGUUUGUUUGUGCUGAUGCCCUUUGCCUUCUUCUUUCUGGAAUCAGAAGGAUUUGCUGGCUUAAAAAAGGGGAUCAGAGCACGUAUUUUGGAAACGCUUGUUAUGCUUAUUCUUCUUGGGCUGCUUAUCUUUGGAAUAGUGUGGGUGGCGUCAGCUCUCAUUGACAAUGAUGCCACCAGUAUGGAGUCUUUGUACGAUCUUUGGGAAUUCUACCUCCCUUAUUUAUAUUCCUGUAUAUCGCUGAUGGGAUGUUUAUUACUUCUCUUAUGCACGCCAGUGGGGCUUUCACGAAUGUUUACAGUGAUGGGUCAGUUGCUGGUGAAGCCAACAAUCCUUGAAGACCUGGAUGAACAGAUAUACAUCAUCACUUUAGAGGAAGAAGCAAUCCAGAGGAGACUAAACGGUGUGUCUUCUACUAUGGAGUACAAUACAGUGGAGCUGAGACAGGAACUUGAAAAUGUGAAGAGCAUGAAAACAAAAUUAGAGCGGCGGAAAAAAGCUUCUGCGUGGGAGAGGAAUUUAGUAUAUCCAGCUGUUAUGAUACUGCUGCUCAUUGAGACAUCCAUCUCAGUCCUCUUAGUUGCCUGCAACAUUCUUUGCCUGUUGAUUGAUGAGACUGCAAUGCCAAAGGGAUCAGGGGAGCCUGGAAUAGGAAAUGCCUCCCUAUCCACUUUUGGUUUUGUGGGAGCAGCACUUGAAAUCAUUUUGAUUUUCUAUCUUAUGGUAUCCUCUGUCGUCGGCUUCUAUAGCCUUCGCUUUUUUGGAAAUUUCACUCCCAGGAAGGAUGACACAACUAUGACAAAGAUAAUUGGAAACUGUGUGUCAAUCUUAGUGCUCAGCUCCGCUUUGCCAGUGAUGUCAAGAACACUGGGAAUUACCAGAUUUGAUCUGCUUGGAGACUUUGGAAGGUUUAACUGGCUGGGAAAUUUCUACAUUGUGUUAUCGUACAAUUUGCUCUUUGCUAUCGUGACAACUCUAUGUCUGGUGAGAAAGUUCACCUCUGCUGUGCGGGAAGAGCUCUUCAAAGCAUUAGGUUUAGAUAAACUUCAUCUGUCGAACAAUGCAAGAGACUCUGAGACAACAAAACCUUCUGCAAAUGGGCAUCAGAAAACACUGUGAGAAGCAAUCAUCUUCAAUCAAUAGAGCCGAAAACUUCAACCUCAUGACAUUCCUGUCAUCUUCAUCAAAAUAUCUUUGUAUUAAUUUCACUUGUUAAUUUUGGGUCCAAUCUUCUCUCACGUUUCACACUGUGUAUUUCUGAGAAACCAAGCUACUUCAGAUUCUACCAUUUCUGAUUUGAUUUUGUAUACUCCCCAUCAGUUUAUGCAGGAGGUGCCCUGAAGACUGGAAGCCGAGAAAAAUAACUAAUUCCUCUUUGGACAGAGCCUCAUGUUUCUAGAUAUGAUGCCCUACUACCAUGUUAACUGUACAAUACCUCCUCUGUGAUAUAAAUAUAAUGCUGGUGAACAACUCUGAGACUUGGAAAUAAAGGGUACAUUUGAAGCCCAAUAUAACUCUAAUUAGGAAUGUUUAGGUGUCUUUAACAGCAAGACACACUUCUUUUCUACUAAGAAUUCAUUAAAAAAUUGAAGUAAUUCGGAGAGAUCACUGUUACUUUCAUACAGGAUUCACUAGGCUGUAUGUAAUGUUUGACAUCAUGAAGCACUCUUACAGACCCAGCAUUGUAGGCUUUUUAUUCUUAGUUUUAAAUGACAGAAGGUAAUUUUCUUCAGUGGUAAUCGUAAGGUGUCUUAUCAAGUCUAAUGAACACAAGAUAAAUUCUAACAUACUUUUCCGUUAAAUCUGAACCCAGUAUGCUUUGUAGAAAGCUCUGCUGGCCUCUUAUUGUUAUAAUUCUUACAGUACUAUAACUUACAGUAAGUGUUAUGCCAUCGAGGUCAGUCGCCCUUCAAAAUAUACGCACAUAAACUUCUGUUAACUCUGUGUGCGUGCACACGCACGUAUCAACACAAGUAGCAUAGACUUAUGUCUAGUUAUCUGCAGUUGCACACAGUUUCCUUAAAGGUUUUCUGAGUUAAGUCCUGGUGAUAAUAGUGCAGUAUAUUGUAGCUCAGUGGUGCAAGCCACUCUCUUUCAUUAAUCUCUGUUUUUCACUAACCUCUUCAGUUUCUCUCAUAUAUAUGUACACACACACACACACAGAGGAAUGUUUAUAGCUCGGUGCAAGCCAUUAUUUUUCACUAAUCUCUUCAAGUCUUUAGUUUCUCUUAUAUACUAUAUAGUACUAUAUCUGUAUAUAUAGUACUAUAUAGUGUGUGUGUGUGUGUGUGUAGUAUACUAUAUAUGUUGAAUGCUAAGCUUACAGAAAUGAUGCAGUCAGUUGUGUCAGCAAAACCUACAGUUCAGUCUUUCUUGUGAGUAUGAAGCUUUCUGCAAUGUAACAUGAUUUAGCUGCUCUGAGCCCUUAGACCCAGAAUGGCACUGAUGAGGAGAAAUUCGGUAUUUUCUUUAGCAUUGCUAUAGAAUCAGAAGUCCUACAAGUAGUAUGUGACAAUCACAGGUCACUAUUAAAAUAUUUAUACUUAUGCCUGUUGUCCAACACUGCUGCACUAACACUUGACUUGAAAAGAGGAAGUAUAAAGACUCUAAGGAGGACCAUUGCAUGUAUAUGUGUGUUCUGUAGACAGAUCAGGCAAGGUUACUAAAACUUUUUUUGGUAAGUUUAAUGUUUCUUCUUUCAUAUUUAUGUAAAACUGAAAUAUGUCCACUUGAGGUCUGAGCCCUUCCACUCAAUCAAACCAUGAUAAUGGGCUUAUAUCCAGUAAGAUUCUGAAACAAGUUAGUCUCUUCUGAUGUCAAGUAUCUCUUAUCUGUUCUCUUCCUGAGUAAUGUCUGAGUUCUGGACUUACACUUAAUGAAAUAUGAAUGAGAUGGGAGCUUAGUGGAGUGCUUCACAAGCAAACCCCAAGUAACAGCCACAAAAAUAAUGGUUUCCUGAAGUGGCCUUUUCUGAAUGGAAAUUGGGCAUAAUAUGAAUACUGUUGCAAUAAUUUCUGAGCUAUAUCUACUGUUUAUUAAGUUUAUUAAUAAGCUAUAUCUACUGCUUAUUAGGUUUGGGUAUGUUGUACCAUUUUUGAGAGAGUAAAAUUGCUAGUUUUUAUUGAGACUUACAAGCAUCUUUUUCUGUUGCUUACAUUUAUUGUUGAGUUUUUGGACAGCAGAAAUUAUUUUUCUCUCCAUUGAGGCAAAGUUCCAACCAAGAACAGAUAACUACACCUAAAUUACUUCUAAAAAAAAAAUGGAUUCACGUUAUAAACAUUACAAGAUUUAUUAGUAAAAGCAUUGACUCCUUGUAUCCGUUGAGAGUGUAUGGGCUUAUGCAUUAGAAGUGUAAAGAAUGAUAAUAUAAAUUAUCAACUUUUUAUCUUUGGAAAUGAUAAUAUGACUAUAAUUGUACCAUAUCCCCACUGGGAGUGUGGUAAAUUGUGACAUAUGAUAGGGUUAGUUAAUUUUAUAAAACAUAUUCCAGCUUUCUGUAACACUGACUUUAAGGUAGUUGCCUCAGUAAGAUUUUUUUUUGAUCAGAUCCCCAGAUGAAAUUGUCUGCAUAAAGAUCAAAAAGCAAAAUUUCUGCUCAAGCUCUGGAUGCUUUCUGCCUUAAUUUUGAUCUUCAUCCUUCUCUCAGUAUUGAGUCCACAGCAGAAACGGACUGUUUUUUUUUUGAGGGCAUAUGUGUUCUGUCAAUAAUCCAAGGAAAUUAAGAAAAAGUCAAAUAAUUCACCAUGCUUAUAUAUGAUUCCCCAAAAUGGAUUGUGUUUGGCUAGUGAGUUGUGUGGAGGCAAGCUCCAGUAGAUAGGUUCACAAAUAGUAAGAAUACAAAUUAUAGUAUGUAGGCAGAAAAAGAGGAAAGACUUGCACUGUUUUCCCCCUUGUCUUAGUAUUUCUUUUCCUUCCAAAACAAACACUGCAGCAUACUGAUUGCACUCCGUCUAGUGGGUUGUGCUUUGAAUCUUAGAGUCACAGAUAUGUAUUGGUUAAAAAGCGUACUUAAAUAAAGACACUAUAUACUGGAAGGAAGGCAAAAGUUUAGGUUCAGUGUGGUUCUUACAGUGGAUUAAUCUUCAGAGAAAGCCCAACCUUUCUGUAGCUGCUGACAGUGUUUUAACGUCUACUUUUUAUAUUGUGACACUGUCUACAUUAAAAGUCCUGAAACUGACAUUCUGUAUGCGAAACUUUUUACAGAUACAGUGCUACUUUCAAACGUAAAUAUAACACAUUGGUCGUAUAGUCACAGAAGGGUAAAUUCAUUUACACAGAAGCAAUGGAGAAGUCAUUAAUGGAUAUUGACAGUGCACUUCCAAUGUUUUGUCUCAUGUAGUCAGGUGGUCUGUACCUCCUUCAGGUGUAUACAGCAGAUCUUGGUGACGUCAACAUCUGCCUCAUUUUUUAUGAGGCUAAAGCACAGAGAUGCUCCUGUCUCAAGAUAAACAAGAUACAUUUUUGGUCUGAUUUGUGGUAUGUGAAUUAAGUCUCUUAAGUUAGCCACCUCUUGGCUUUCUCCUGUGUUGGUAGCACAAUAUUCAAUGCAUAGUGGCAGGAUUGUUGUAAUAUGGUGGGAUUUUUAAGUGUAAGCACAUCUUCCGUAUUUACCUUUUUAAGGUGAAAAUUAAAUUGGUAUGAUGUUACUUUAGAAGUAACGAUUUUUGGAUUCAUAGGAAACUUUGUUUACAGAUUGUAACGGUGUUUACUGUUGGCCCUGCUUCUCCGAUAUCUUUGACACAGUCGACUGGUCUAGUGUCAUAGAAAUUAAAGAAUUUAACAAGAAAUUAUUUUGUGUUUUGGUUCAGAAGUACCGUGUUAAAGCUUCACCAGUAUCACCAACCACUGGAGCUGUGGGAGUAUUAAUCCUCCAUGCUCCCGAAGCCUCUUGUAAUCAGAUACAGUAUAGCGUGCCUCCUGUGUGCGCAGUGCUGUGCAAACCAGGGAAGAGGUGGUCCCUGCCCUGAAGAGUCUGCUGUCUAAAUUAGACACGGGUAAGGCAGUCCUUAUUUACUGAAUCUACAUCACGGUACACAUGAGAAAUGGAUAGAAGGUAAAGUUUUCAAGAUGAAUUUUUAUAUCAAAUAUGGGAUUGUCUGGAUGAGUCUCUGCCAGUGUUCACAUACGUUAGGUUGAUGUCUUCGCGACGGUAUUGUGGGGGACCUAGAGUAAACCAUUUAGUCAUAAAAUAUAACCCUAGCCCUUCCUGUUCCCAAAGAAACAUAAGGAUUUAAGGUCACUUGCUCUCAAUCUGUACUAUUUUUCCUUGAAUUUCAUAAGUAUAACAUGAUACCCUUUAGCCCAAAUUGUCAAGAGUUUUGCAGAAAGCAAUGCAUGUAUCUGUUCUAGGCAAUUCAGUCUUGCUUCUAUUGUGUUCUAAAUAGCCCAUCUUAUUGCAAAGUAUUAAGCCCAAAGAGUAUCACUGAAUCUUUUCUUGCAUCUUACACAUGCUCAGAUGAAACUAGAGCAUGCUGUUUUUAAAACAUACAGUAGUAUAACUCAUAUCAGGUGAUUUUACAUGCAUAAUUAGGACAAUACAGUUAAUUUAAAAAAAAAAAGAAAUAUACUUCAUCUUGUUCAGAAAAACAAAUUAGAUACUUUUAACACUGUGAUCCCUGGCAUUUUCAAAUGUCAAAAUAAGGUCUUUUAGUCAUUGAUAAUGUUCUGAGGGAUAUUCUUGUCAAAAAAGCCAGCAUUUACAGAUACUAAAAUAAAUGUGGCAUUAGCCUUAGAGUAGCAUAUAAAUCAGACUACCUCUGGUAUCAAAUAGGUGUGCAAAUGUACUGAUUAAAUGUGCCACUGGCAGAAAAGUGCUUUUUUAAAGGAGCUGAUGUUCUCUUGUAGAUGAAUAUUAACUGAGUUAUUUCAAGCUCUGCUUUGAGUGCAUCACAGUCAGCAAGGAUGCACAGAGGAAAGAGCUGACAUCCACGGUGUUCUGAUGCUGGCUCCAUAGCCCUGGAAUACAUUGGCUUGCAGCAAAUUAUGAGAAACCCUCACCACAUCCGGCCCCCCCGCCUCCUCCCCACAUUUUUUGUUUUUAAACAAAUCUCCAACUCCAGCAUAUAGGAAGUUGCGGAACUCCCUUUUUGUCAUAGUCUGGUUUGUCCUUCUCCCCUGCCACACAACUCCAGACUUUGACUGAGGCUGGGACCCUGCAGUUACUAAAGGAUAUCUAGAGGUUUUGAACUGUGCUCUAUGUGGAGCUGGUUUGUCCUAUGGUGCUCGCUAGUCAGUAUUUUCCUCCGGGAUGUCGUAUGAUUAUGAAUGGGAGGGAUGUGGUCUGUAUAGUAGUAAACAAGAGGGCACGUUGUCCAUGAGACAAACUCUUACAUGUUCCACAUUAGGAUUAAAAUUUUGAGGACCCUGGUAUACUUGUAGGAAAGAGUAUCCUGUGGGGAGGUGGACUGGUCCUGAGCCUGACCUUCAGGACACCAAGUUACAAAAUAGUUGUAAACACUUUUACGGGGUUUUGGUACCUUCUGCAUUACCAGUGAUGACAAUGUGAAUGGUCUUUUUUCUUCUAACUGGUUGACCUCUAAAAACGGAGUUUUCAUGUAACAGAAGCCCACGUUUCCAUUAGGUACAUGGAACUUAUGAAUCAGAUGAUGCUUUCUUCUGGAUUGGGCCCUGCGUUCUUAAAACUUAACAUUUUGACUCCCUUUUCCUUUUCAUGUACUUCAGUAGGUAAUAUCAUUCAGUGGCUUCAAACUGUCAAUAAUAUGUACUUCAAACAUAAGAUUUUCACCUUUGCCUGGAUAGACAAGAUGGGAAAUAAGAGAACGAGUUAAUCUAAAUAGAACUCGGAUGUCUGAUGUAUAAUGGUACUAAUUAGCCCCCCCAAACUGCAAGUCCUGGGCACGUGCAGAAUUUUCCCCCCACACGAGGCCCCAUUGGCCUGACUGGAGCAGCUUCUCCAAAUAUAGAGUCAAACUACACCUAUGCUAAUUAGCAGGAAGUCUAAACGUGAAAUCCAUUGUUUUCUAGAAUACUUUCCUAUUCCACUAACUUAAGAUUCUCUUACUGUACUUUCUUCCACAGAUAAGUUUUCAGCUUUUAUUUUUGAUUAAAUAGUAUGUGUCAACAAGUUGCCCUUAACUUAUAAUGUACAGAUGUUUAAGUUAAAUAGAAUUGCAGAAAAUGUUACAAAAUAACCAUCUACUUAUGGUUGCAAGGCAUUUUACAGGAGAACAGUAGCUUUGGUUUCAAUUACAAGUAAUCUAUGAAGUGUAAGGAUAGCUGCAAGUUUUAGUAGCAAAGUUGUUUUUUAAUUAAAAAUAGGAAAGGUGAAAUAGGAUCUUAAAUUCUGUACAACCGUUGCUUGCCUAAUUUAUUGUUCAUUCAUGGACUUUUCCUAAUAGCCACUUUAUUAGCCACUUUUAUUAAUAAUUCAGAUUUAUAUUUGUUAGCUUUAAAUUUGAAACCAAAAAUAUCUGUUUCAACUACACUACAGGUUGAUUCCAGUUGGGCAAAAUGGCUGAAGAGUAAUAAAAGAGAAAUCCUUUAACAAAUGUAAUAGAAGUAAAUGCUGAUGAUCUCAGCCCAACAUACUUGGAUGAGAGCUAUCUAAAAGUUGUAUCUGAUCAAAAUUAAAACUUUGUUAUGAAACCCCAAUUUUUGAAAACUGUUCGGAUGUCUACAGAGAAGUUUGUAAAAUCUGGGGGUAUCUAUAUCAAAUGUUUUUAAAUAAUACAUAAUUAUGCUGUCUUUCUAGAUAUUUGUACUAGUCAUUUCAACAUGCUGCUCUUCUAUUUAUUCCAUUAAAUAUAAUUUGUAUACAAAGUAACUUUUUAAAGGUCAUUAUAAGGUUUCCUUCAUGAUCAGGACUUUAGCCUGCCUACCCCAUUCACUCAUCACUUCCAUUUGCUUCAAGGAAUGAAAGCUCAGGACAUCAGCUUUGAUUUUAUUUAAUGCUCGUCUGCUCCCCCAGUAGUCCCAUAUAAGGUUUCUUAGUACAAGUAUUUAUACUCUGGAAAUACCAGUACUGUCUGGUCAUUCAGUUGUCACCACAGAAUUCCAUUAAAAUAAAGACUGGUCACUUAAUAUGCCCCACCUCACUGGAGAUAAAAAAAUGAAUCUGUUGGUACAUCAAUAUAUAGCAGCUCUUUACAGUUGUGAUUACCAAGCCAAACAUACUAUCGCACCAAGAAAUGAAGGGUUUUAUUCUGUACUUUGUGUUGUGUUUCCUUAAUUGCUCAUUAGGAGCCAAAAAGUGAGUGAUGCUGCGUGUGUGUAGUUUGGCCUUUGUCUAUAUUGGAGAAAAUGUAGAAAACAUGCCAACUAACACAUUUCAGACAGCAUGAUGUUAAAGAUGAUGACCUUGCUUUUAGUGUGGAUAAGAUGGUCAUGCUAAAAUGCUUAUGGGCAAAAUUCUGUUUAACAUCCUGCUAACUGAAACAUGUUUUCUAACACUAAAGCCUUUUCCCAGUUCAGAAAAGCUACACAAAAUCUUCUGGUUUCAAGUACAAUGAAAAAGUUGUGAACAAAAAAUUCAACCAUUGCCCAGUUUUUAAAGGUAACCUUAAAAUAUUUUGUCUUAUCUGGUUUCGAUUGGUAUAGAAAUUUAGAAAAUGAAGAUAUGUUAGGAUUGUGGAUUUAAAAUUGUAGCCUGUGACCAAUACAGCAAUACACAUACACAAACUAAAAAUACAGAGUAUUUAGGUUCCUCUAUCUAUAUGCAAGAAUGAUUUCCUGACUCAGGCAAAACGCCCAUUGAACUCAAUGGGCUUGUCUAUGCUAAGCUUUUUUAAAAAAGCAAAAUCCCAGGGGUUGCACUGCCAUGGGUGGGAGUACACCCAAGGCUCAGACUGCCACCAGCGUUCUUAUAACUUUAUUGUCGAGGCAUGCUUUGAGGAGGGUUAGAUGACAUCAUAAAAAUACCACCUUUUCUGCAUUAGACCAUACAUAUGCACUAAUGGUGGUGCAACGGCAGAUCAAAAAAAGUAAUACAGGUUCAGCUAAUUAGUGGGCAUUUUUCCUCAUGCAGGUUCAGGCUCUUUCAUUCCAAUCUUAACAGUGUAGGUCUGUCUUUGCACAAAUUUAUGCAUUCUUAACUUUUAAGCAUAUGUGCAGUCCUGUUGAGUUCAGUGGAACUACUCACAUGCUGAAGUUAGGCAAGUGCUUAAUUCUUUGCAGUAUCAAGGCCUUAGUUAACUAAAAACUUUUGUAUGUGGGCAUUCUCAUAUCUUGGAAGCAAAAUAUGUCUGAAAAAUGUUUUUAGCACUAAAGUAACUGUUACCAAUCUGUAGCAGAUGCAUCUUCCCCACUAAAUCCUUGAGGUUAAUUUAAUUUAGGUCAUCAGAAAAUGUGUACUUUAUAAAAUUUUCAGUUGUGGUUACCUUGCAGUGUUACAAAACUAUAUGAAAACUGCCUUUUUAGAUGGUUUGAAUGUCACAGUACAAUAGUGAAAAGGAGUAGAUUUAGUAUCUUUUCCCUUUAUUUGAAAUGUCACAAUUUGUGUGUUUUUAGUAAUAUUUUUAUUAAACUCUGUUUUCAAUGAAGUCAAACUGUGAUUUACAAUGUGCUUUUUUUGGUCAACGUUUGUAUUAAAAAUAAACGAUGGACUUUUGAGUCUUUGUAAGAUGUU
Chelonia mydas (Green sea turtle) is the source of this 11465-nucleotide messenger RNA. It is a transcript of the gene LMBR1, whose product is annotated as limb development membrane protein 1. The transcript has 15 exons. The record is from RefSeq and is a predicted model, not a curated record. Lineage: Eukaryota; Metazoa; Chordata; Testudines; Cheloniidae. Gene Ontology annotation, molecular function: transmembrane signaling receptor activity. Gene Ontology annotation, biological process: signal transduction. The coding region runs from base 1898 to 3001 and encodes 367 amino acids.